Molecule: messenger RNA, 289 nt
Organism: Acanthisitta chloris (rifleman)
Lineage: Eukaryota; Metazoa; Chordata; Aves; Passeriformes; Acanthisittidae
Product: putative ankyrin repeat domain-containing protein 20A5
Exons: 2
Molecular function (GO): protein binding
Source: RefSeq, a predicted model, not a curated record
GACACCUCUGCAUCUCGCUUGUGCAAGUGGCCAUGUGGAUGUAGUUACAUAUCUAGUAGAAAACAAGUGCAAGCUAAAUCUUUUUGACAAUGAUAACAGAUCGCCACUGAUGAAGGCAGUACAGUGCCAGCACGAAGAGUGUGUGGUUAUUCUGCUACAGCAUGGUGCUGAUCCAAGUCUGGCAGAUAGAGAUGGCAACACUGCCUUGCACCUGGCUGUCCUGUCUCCUAGUACAACUGUAGUAGGGCUGUUACUUGAGCAUAAUGCCAGUAUUGAUGCCCCAAAUAAG